AUCUGUCAGUGUUGCUGUUUUCGCGGAGACCGCCUAUUGCUGAUAGUGUACAUUACUGUGUCAUGAAACGAAAGCUGAACAGCGGUACUCUACACAGAUCUACCUCUGGUCGCUAUUAGUAUAUUACUAUUUUCUGUGUAGAUAUACAGUGUCUAAUGACUCGAGUCAUAUGACCAAGCGCUACUGGAGCGUUACAGCUCACCAGCAAUGGACACUUUUCGCUAUGGCAGCCCGGAAAUUUAGAUUAAACCACGUAGACUUUAAAGCUGCUAUUGUGCCUAAUAUGUGGACAGAAUACAGUUGACUGGUUUGAUAUCCAUAAAUAUUUCCGAGAACAAGGACGAACUGUACUAGCGAAGAGUUUACUUCUGCAGCUUCAGGUGGUUGCUAACAAGCUUCAGCCAUAAAAAAGACAAUGGCCGAAGAAAACACACAAUUUUGCAGUAAUUGCAAGCAUAACAUUCCAGAAGCCAACUUUACAACACAUGAGAUUCACUGUCGGAGGAACAUUGCUCUGUGUGAAGUGUGCCAGGAGCCUUUUCCUCAUGCUGAGCUUGUGCAGCACAAAGAGAUGGACCAUGCAGAGGAACAGUGCAAAUGUGGAUUAAAAAUAGAAAAAAGGUUCUUGGAGACCCACCAGAGGUCAGAAUGCAGUCAUCGACUGGUCCCAUGUCAGUUCUGUGAUCUAGAGCUGGCCUCCUUUCAAGCUAAAGAGCAUGAGGAGUACUGCGGGACCCGCACCGAGCCCUGUCCCGUCUGCAAGUGCAAUGUUAUGCUGAGAGAACAACACAUCCAUCCAGCCCUGUGCGGAAGUCUGACUCCACCUGAGGAGAGGCACAGUAGUAGGGCAGGGCCCCAGUCUCCUGGAGCAUGGUUUGAGACACAUUCCAUCCAUAACCUAUUGAGGGCCCAGGAAAGGAGCCAUAAUAACAACAACACCGGGGCAGCAGACCGCAGAGGCCCACCACGACCCAUUGAGGACAGACUGCAUAACAGUACCAGAGGAACAGUGAGAGGAGGAACCAGGAGAAACACAGAAACGAGGAACAAUGAAUUUGCUUAUUUGCUGGAUCAGGAAACGGAGCUCGGGAACAACAACAACAGCCUGCUGUGGUCUCUGGGACAACUGCCAGACUACGAGUCGUCCAGUCUGGACUACAUGCUGGCCCUCAGCCUGCAGACUGAAGGUGACUUGGAGGACCCCCGACAAGAGGGUGUGUGGACUGAUGUAUGGGACCAACGCAUGGGAAGGACUCCAGCCCAUAGCAAUCUCACUUCCCAGCUCUCCUCCAACACCAGCAAGAACUGCACCACAGCUCCCCCUAAAACCCACACAAACCUGGGCCAAAGCCCUUCCUCAAACAUCAUGCUGCCUUGUGAGUUCUGUGAAGAGCUCUUUCCAGAGGAGGACCUCAUCUUACACCAGACCGGCUGCAGUCCAGCCUCUGCUAUCGCUUCCUUCAGUAAACAAGUUCCUUCUCUCCAAUAUGAAGACAUCAUCCCUCAAGGGACUAGCCAUGUCAUUCCUCCUCGAACACCCAGUCCACCCACUCUGCCUCUCUCCGUUUCUCCAAUUUCCUACAGUUCCUCCUCCAGCCCAGUUGAGGGUGAUGUGCUCAUUCCUUGUGAGUUUUGUGGCGUUGCCUUGGAGGAGAAUGUACUCUUUCACCACCAGGACAAGUGUGACCUCCGGCCCCAUACAGCUUAUUUUGUUGAUGGAGUGUCUUCACGAAAACCUCAUCACACCACCAAAGAGACCCACGAGAGGAGAUCGCCUGAGAGGCAGAGGAGGGUGAGACAUCAAGCUGACCCAGAUGAGGAGCUCCUGCAGCAGACGGCUCACGGGUGGCAGAGAGGCUCCUCAGCUUUAGACCAGUGGCCCUCAGCCCACAGUUACACCAAAAACACCAAUGCUGAGCAGCAGGUCAAGAGCAGGAACCAAAGGCGCAGAGCUGUAGAAGUCAAUACGUAUCUCAGCGACAGCCCAAAGCCCCAUUCUACAACUACUUCGGGAACUCCACACAGAGGAAGACUCGAAGGUCGAAGGAAUGAGAAAAACACAGAGACACCAAAGGUGCCUAAAAAACAUAACGUUGAAAAAGAGGAGGAGUAGAAAAUGAGGAAGUAAACCUUUUUUAGUUUCUCACUCAAACCUCAAGCAGUGACCUGUUGUUGUGGUUUGUAGGCAAUUAUGUUUGUGUUUAUAAAACAUUUACAUAUCCAUGUGAAUUGAUCAAUUCUUUGGCUUGUAAAUGGAUUUCUUUGAUUGCACUAGUUCAUUUUUUUCUUCUUCGUACUUUUUUCUAUGUUGUUUGUAUGUAAUUUUAACAGUUUUAAGCUUUGCCUUUGUUUGGUUUGAAAGACAUUGAAGAAAUGUUUUAUAUUUGAAGGAAAUCUCCACACGUUGUAGUAUAAAUAUAGAAACUCCCUUAACCCUUUGCUGUAAUGUUGUAUGCUUUAGUUAAUGCAAUGGUUAACAUGAACGAUACUGCAUUUAUUGAUCCUGGUUAAUAUUAUUUUUAACAUACACAAACUCUAAUAAACCUGUUACCAACAUUACAUAAAUUUAACAUUAACAAUGAUUAAUAAAUGCUGUAAAAUAAUGAUACGGAAUGCAUUAACUGAUGUUAACUAUAAUCUAAAGCAUAACAUAAUUUUACUGUAAGCCUGUCUGUUUGGUGGAACAAUUGGUUAUUUUGUUGAGAGGAUUGUUUAUCUUCCUUUGCUCAUGUAUCCAUCACAUCUUUUCAAUAAAAAGAUUUUGCUGUGGCUGAAA
Molecule: messenger RNA, 2776 nt
Organism: Danio rerio (zebrafish)
Lineage: Eukaryota; Metazoa; Chordata; Actinopteri; Cypriniformes; Danionidae
Gene: trafd1
Product: TRAF-type zinc finger domain containing 1
Molecular function (GO): zinc ion binding
Source: RefSeq, marked provisional